AGGACAAGAACGUUUUGGGGAAGGGCGAGAGGAAGAAAUAAGAAGUGAAACAGUAAAGACAAAGAGGAAGAACAGUGCCAGGAGGGCUGGUCCUUGAAACUGAUGCAUGAUGGGAGAAGCCUCUAUCUGGAAAGGGCCAACCUGGGCUUGGUCUCCGCAAAUAUUUUUCACACAGUGCUGGUCACAGCAUGCUUCCUCUUUCAAACUGCAACUGAGUCUUGAUUCAGUUAAGACACAGAGGAGCUGAUGCAGGAAUACAGACGCUGAGGCAUGGAAUGACAUAGAGACACAACCAUUUUGGACCUGAAGAUCAGAUAGUGCUUGUGGUGUCCAUCUCGGCUGCUUCCAGCCUUUGGAUAAAAAGACAACUCGUGCCAGUCAGACGCGUUUUCUGAACUGUUAAUAGUGUGUGCCUUCUGGAAGGAAUUUAUAUGCCUCAUUCAAUCAAAGGAUAAUCCAAAACAGGAAGAAGUGCUUUGGCUAUGCUGACCAGGAUCAGAAGCAGUGUAUAAGGAAAGAAGCCAGAUAGCUUACAAGAAUUAUUCUCAUGUGGACUCUUCUCUUUGAUCCAAAUCUUGAUGUGAAAUGAGUACAGACUUCCACAAACUCCUUUUUGACAUUUCUGAGGCUUUGGUCGCAGAUGAACUGGCAGCUCUGAAGUUCCUCAGCCUGGAGCACAUCCCCAUGAGGAAACUGGAAGCCAUCCAGGAGCCCAAGGCCUUCUUCGAAGUGCUGCAGGAGAAAGGCAUGAUUGAGGCGGGGAACCUGUCCUUCCUGAAGGAGCUGCUCUAUCGGAUCAGUCGGAUCGACCUCUUGGAAGCCCAGCUGGGCUCCAGCCGAGAGGAGAUGGAGAGAGAGCUUCAGAUCCCAGGCAGGGCAUGGGUGUCAGCCUACAGGCAACUGUUAUAUGGAAUUGCAGAGGACUUGACUCCAGAAGAUGUCAAGAGCGUGAAGUUCCUGCUCCAAAAACGAAUACCAAAGAACAAGCUUCAGGAUAAUGCUCUUCAUUGCAUCCUGAUGCUUGUUUUAAUGAGGUUUGGAGGAAAAAGAAAUUGGUCUUUAGCUGGUCAGUCUCUGGGAAUGGGGAUGUUUCUCCUGCUUUGUCCAGAAGUGCCUGAUACUGCAGUUAUUGAAGGUUACUGUAUGAAUUUGGGUUAUGUGGUUUUGUUUUACCAGUCGAUGUUGAAGGUCUUACUGGAAAUGGAAAGAAAUGGGCUAAUUAAAGAAGAUGACCUGGCAAUGCUGAAAUAUAUAUUAAAUGGAUUUAGAGCUGAUGUAAAGAAAAAAAUUGAUACCUAUGAAGAAAAAAAAAAAGAAAGUGAUUCUAAGGAAAAACUCCACUAUCCAAUGUCCAUGUCUGUGCAUCCAGGAGCAGAGGGUGAGACACCACACCUGCUUGUGGAAUCAUAUAAGAUGAAAAAUAUUCCCCAUGGUUAUUGUGUGAUUCUUAACAACUACAUUUUUAAAAAUCCGUAUGAAGCCAGAGAAGGAACAGUGAAAGACAAAGAGGCUGUGGAAAGGGUCUUUAAGUGGCUUCAGUUUGAGACAGUUGAGCACAUGGAUCUAGAAGCAAAGCAAAUGUAUGCAAAAAUUAAAGAAUACAGCAAAAAAGAUCAUAGUAAUAUGGACUGUUUUGUUUGCUUCAUUUUUUCCCAUGGUGAGAAAGACAAAAUAAAAGGCGUUGAUCAUAAGUUUGUAAAUAUUAAGGACUUACUCUCCUGCUUCAGUGGAUCUAAUUGUCCUUCUCUUGCUGGCAAACCCAAGCUGUUUUUCAUCCAGGCUUGCCAAGGCUCUGUAGGUCAUCCAGGUGUCACAGUAAAAGAAGACUCUUCUGGCCAUCUUGAGACGGAUGCUACCCCUCUGACUUCCAUUCCUGAUCAGGCUGAUAUUCUGGUUGGCAUGGCUACAGUGGAAGACUAUGAGUGCUACCGCUGUACAGAGACUGGCAGUGUUUAUGUUCAAUGCCUCUGUGACAAGAUGAAGUUGCUUUGCCCACUCCACAAGGAUCUCAUAACCAUCCUGACAGAAGUGAACAAGGAAGUGGGAGGAAGAGUAUUAAAUGGAUGGAAGCAGAUGCCAAAGAUAACAUCAACCCUACGGAAACAAUUGAUCUUCCAAAUUCCACAAAGUCCAUCAACUGAAAAGUAGAAAAAUAAGAAUACACUCAGGAAUCACAUCUGGAAUGGGCUUCCGCAGGGAAGAGAAUUUGCUGGAGAAAUUAUCUGGAUCUGUGUAGUUAGCCCCAGUCCUUCAAGGGGCCAUGGGACCUAAAUUUUCCAAUUCCCACGUUUAAUCAGUCUCCUGGCACCUGGAUCUGUAGCAGUCUGGUAAGGCUGCGGAGGAGUACAGAUCUGGCUGGCUGUCCUGCAGAAGAAGUGGAGUCUGUUCAGUCUGGGUUUCAAGUGAGGAAGCACUUCCAAGUAGUAUGAUUUUUAAGACUUAUUGGAAAUGCCAAUGGAAGUCCCAUAUCUGUCUUAGUUGUUUUAAGUCCCCAAAAUUUGAAGAAAAGAACAGAUAGAUUCAGAAUGCUAGCUCCUUUUCCAGGGAGCAUGUGUAAGAUUGUAACUGAUUUACCCAGAGGUGAAUCAUUGGCUGUCUCUGGAAGCUGUAUAAUUUUUCAUGGAAAAUAAUAUCCCUGUCCAGAAGGACCAAAAAAAAAAGAUUAUUAUGAUAAUACAAGUUUGGUUCUUUUCCUCCAAGUAUUUGGUUUGCUUUAUGUUAUUAAUUUACUUGGCUAAACAGCACUACUGUUUAGCUUUUUAACAGUAAGGGUUCUAAUCGUGUUUUUUUCUCAGAGCUCUUAGGGGACAGUCUGUUUUGAAUGGCUGUCAACGGCGGGAAAGAAGGUCCCACUCCAUUAGAUCCACUACUCUGAGAUGCCUUCUCCUCCUGGCAACUGACUCUACCUCCUGUGGACUCUUGUUUCUCUUGUAAUAAAUACUCCUGGCUUUCACAUC
Messenger RNA from Grus americana (Whooping crane), 2957 nucleotides. RefSeq names its product caspase-8-like. Gene Ontology annotation, molecular function: protein binding; cysteine-type endopeptidase activity. The transcript is spliced from 9 exons. Bases 586 to 2148 code for a protein of 520 amino acids. Gene Ontology annotation, biological process: negative regulation of extrinsic apoptotic signaling pathway via death domain receptors; proteolysis; apoptotic process. The record is from RefSeq and is a predicted model, not a curated record. NCBI's taxonomy places the organism in Eukaryota, Metazoa, Chordata, Aves, Gruiformes, Gruidae.